GGUCGCCGUGCAUCCGCGCGUUUCUCCGACUUCUCACUUUGCCCAUAUAAGAUCGGCCCUAAGGGCCGCUUCCGCUCACUCGCUCUUGCUCCGUAUACCAGUCUGAUCAGCUGAUGACGUAACAUACGACGAGCGUUUCUCACGCGUGCGGGACGAAAGUUGCGUGCGUCUGUUGCACCUGGUGUCGGUGUCGGUGUCGGUGUGUGUCGUGCUGUCGCGGGACUCGCGGGCAGCGACGUACGGCGUAGGCGAGGUGGUAGCCCGCUUCCCGGAGUGCGCGGGCCGAGAGGUGCCCGUUUCCUUCGCGCGCGUGCGGCCCCGUCGUCACGCGUACGCGUCGCACGCAACGUCGCGCUCGCGCUCCCCACGGGCUGCGUUAUCGCGGCGAGGCGUACGCAGCUGAGGGAACGAGCAACGCGCGAUCCGCUAAUUCCGUCCUCGCUGUGCGGGGGUGCGCGGAGACUGCGAGACGCGAAGAGUGAAAGAGACAGAGAGAGGGAGAGAGAGAGCACGAGCGAGAAAGCAGUGCAGAACAAGGGAGAAAGAGAGAGAGAUCGGAUCGCGCCAGGAUGAGCGUCGACGCGUACGGGCCCAGCAGCCAGACCCUCACGUUCCUCGACACCGAGGAGACCGACCUGAUCGGCGCGGACACGCAGGGCAGCGAGUUCGACUUCACCGACUUUACUCUGCCGUCGCCGAGUCAGACCCAGGCCUCGCAGCACGACGCGACCCAGACGCAGUCCAGUCAACCCGUUCAGGUUAACGGUACGAAUGGCAGCUCGUCGUUGGACCUGAAAAUUUCUGGAGCGGCCCAGAGCCUCGCCGAGUUGCAGUUCGAGGAGGAGGAAGAGGAAGCCUACUAUAACCGCGACUUGCCUGACCAUGCUUGUAAAUACUGCGGCAUCCACGAGGCGUCCUGCGUGGUUAUGUGCAACGUCUGCCGGAAGUGGUUCUGCAAUGGACGCGGCAAUACGUCCGGAUCACACAUUAUCAAUCAUCUUGUCCGUGCUAAGCACAAGGAAGUCACUUUACACAGAGAUGGCGCUCUCGGGGAAACCGUUUUGGAGUGUUAUUCCUGCGCCACGAGAAACGUUUUCGUAUUGGGUUUUAUUCCCGCCAAGGCUGACUCCGUGGUCGUGCUGCUCUGCCGUCAACCGUGCGCGGCACAGAGUUCUUUGAAAGAUAUGAAUUGGGAUCAAGAACAAUGGAAGCCUCUGAUCGAAGAUCGCAGCUUUUUGUCUUGGUUGGUCAAAUUUCCGUCCGAACAAGAACAGCUAAGAGCUAGGCAGAUCUCGGCGCAGCAGAUUAAUAAAUUAGAGGAAUUGUGGCGGGACAAUGUUGACGCUACUUUCCAAGAUUUAGAGAAGCCCGGGGUAGACGAGGAGCCGCAGCAGGUUCUAUUGCGCUACGAGGACGGAUAUCAGUAUCAAAAUAUUUUUGGUCCACUCGUGAAAUUGGAAGCUGAUUAUGAUAAACGGCUGAAAGAAUCUCAGACUCAAGAGAAUAUUGAGGUACGAUGGGACGUUGGGUUGAACAAGAAGACAAUCGCGUAUUUUAUGCUGGCUAAGACAGACGGAGAUAUGAAACUGAUGCACGGAGAUGAACUGAGGCUCCGUUAUCUGGGAGAGCUACAUAAACCUUGGUCCGGAAUUGGACAUGUGAUUAAGAUUCCCGACAAUUACGGGGAGGACGUCGGGAUUGAGCUGAAAAACAAUUCUGGGGCGCCGACGGAUUGCAUGAGCAACUUCGUCGUUGAUUUUAUUUGGAAGAGCACGAGCUUCGAUCGAAUGCAGUCCGCCUUGCGCAAAUUUGCCGUGGACGAUACGUCGGUGUCGGCUUACAUAUAUCACAGACUACUGGGACACGAAGUGGAAGAGGUUUUAUUCCGUUGUCAUCUCCCUAAACAUUUUAGCGCGCCGAAUCUACCUGACUUGAACAGAUCGCAGGUGUACGCUGUGAAACAUGCGAUACAACGACCUUUAUCCCUGAUCCAAGGGCCACCUGGAACAGGUAAAACCGUGACGAGCGCCACUAUAGUUUAUCAACUCGUGAAACAGAGCGGUGGUCCUGUUCUCGUAUGCGCUCCCUCGAACACCGCUGUCGAUCAACUGACCGAGAAGAUACACAAGUCAAAUUUAAAAGUCGUGCGAUUGUGUGCCAAAUCGCGGGAGGCCAUUGAUUCGCCAGUGAGUUUCCUCGCGCUGCAUAAUCAAAUAAAGAACCUGGAGACCAACACCGAGCUGCAGAAGUUGCAACAAUUGAAGGACGAGACGGGCGAGUUGUCGAGCGUCGACGAGAAGCGCUACAGACUUUUGAAGAAAGCGGCGGAAAAGGAGCUUCUGGAAGCGGCCGAUGUGAUAUGUUGCACCUGCGUAGGCGCCGGUGAUCCGAGAUUGCACAGAUUAAAGUUCCACUCUAUACUUAUCGACGAGAGCAUGCAGGCCACCGAGCCGGAGUGCAUGGUGCCGGUUGUUCUAGGAGCGAAGCAAUUGAUCCUCGUCGGAGAUCACUGCCAAUUAGGCCCGGUGGUAAUGUGCAAGAAAGCCGCCAGAGCCGGCCUGUCCCAGUCCCUGUUCGAAAGACUGGUGGUGCUGGGAAUCAGACCGUUCCGCUUGGAAGUACAAUACCGUAUGCACCCCGACCUGUCGCGAUUUCCAUCCAACUUCUUUUACGAGGGUUCUCUGCAGAACGGCGUUUGCGCCGACGAGCGAAAAUUGCUGAAGAUCGACUUUCCCUGGCCGGCACCGGACAAGCCGAUGUUCUUCUAUGUCACGCAGGGUCAAGAGGAGAUAGCCGGAAGUGGGACGUCUUACUUGAAUCGCACCGAGGCGUCCAACGUGGAGAAGAUAACGACGCGCUUCUUACGCUGCGGCGUGAAAUCGGAGCAGAUUGGUGUGAUAACGCCGUACGAGGGUCAACGGGCCUAUCUUGUGCAGUACAUGCAGUACCAGGGUUCCCUACACUCGAAAUUGUACCAGGAGAUCGAGGUGGCGAGCGUGGACGCUUUUCAGGGACGUGAGAAGGACAUAAUAAUAAUGUCCUGCGUGCGAUCCAACGAGCAUCAGGGCAUUGGGUUUCUGAACGACCCCAGAAGAUUGAACGUGGCGUUGACUCGCGCCAAGUACGGCAUCAUUAUCGUAGGAAAUCCCAAGGUGCUGUCGAAGCAGCCGCUCUGGAACCACCUGCUCAGCUUUUACAAGGAGCAGAAGGUGCUGGUCGAGGGACCGCUGAAUAAUCUCAAGGAGUCCAUGAUCCAAUUCGCCAAGCCAAAGAAACUCGUGAACGCGGCCAAUCCGGGCUCGCAUUUCAUGUCCACGUCCAUGUACGAUGCGCGCGAGGCUCUGAUCCCCGGCUCGGUAUACGAUCGUUCCGGCGCUCAGGUGAACGGCACGCAGAACCACAAUCCGUACUACCAAAGAAACGUGCCGCUCGACAUCUUCAGCCGCACCCACGACACCAUCAGCUACAUCAGCCCGGAGCGGGCGCAGGCGGCGAUGAACAACAUGCCCGUGCCGGUCGGCAUGUUCAUGAACAUGGCGCACGUGCCGCCGCGCUUCUUCAAUCAACAUCAGCAGGCGCUGCAGGCGCGUCAGAAUCAGAGAAACCGGCGCGGCGCGGCCGCGUCCGCGCGUAACAAAUCGGGCCCGCGUAUGGGCAAGCUAAGCCAGACCGAGCAGAACACGCAGCCGUACAGCCAGCCGGGUCUGCCAUUGACGCAGGGUACGACGCAGGGCAUGUCCCAGCCUGGCUUCAGCCUCUCGCAGCCCGGCCUCAGCCAGGCGGAGCUCUCCCAGGACUCGUUCGCGGUCGGCGAGUUCCAGUCGCAGAUGGACGGCCUGCUGUCGCAGGACUCGACUUACCAGGGCGACCGCAGCGGCUUCUAUCAGUCGGGCCAGUCGCAGGCCGGUGGACAGUUCUCGCAGCCCUACUGAGCCGAGACCUACCUACGGCUGAGCAACGCAAUUGCCAUGCCAUGAAGGCUCGUUCGACCAAUUACUUCUUCGACCAACGACCACAAAUCACUAACUGCGCAAAACGGUACGACGGCUCGACGAUCGAGUGCGAUAUUAUGCAGCAUACGCUCAUGUCGUCGACGUGAGGUAAAGGGGAGUGAAUGGAGAACGAAGAUUCCAUAAAGCUGAUUCGCCAUUGGAGGAUUUUCCACCGUGGACGCGGAAACGCGCGAGGCUUAUGUAUCUGAUUUGUAGCAACGAGGGCGAGAGAGGGGGACACAUCGUGCAGGCUGGAGGAUGACCAACCACUACCACUGUCAAUCACCGUGACACGCGCUCACACCGUGAAUGGACGCCGUUUCAUCGCGGGGAUCGGAGUGACUGACCUGUAACCGGACGGAAAAAGGAGUAAAAAAACCAAAAUGAAUACAAAGAGAGAGAGAGAGAGAGAGAGAAACGGGACAUAAAACGGAGGAGUGUCGCAUUACGAUUCGACCGAAUCUUACCGGGUGUACCGGUGUAUCGCGUCACACCCGGGUGAGUCUACGAUGAGAUUUUCGAGGCUCCUUCUGGUAAUCCGUGCAUCACAGAAGAUCGGAUCGCAAUAGCGCCGAAAAACGCCGCAUGUUCUUUUCUUUUCACUUUGUCGCUCGGAUGAUCGACUCAAAUUCGAAUCGAAUGGAGGAAGCACGAGGAGACCACACUGCAUUCGAAUUUCUAUGUACCCACACGUUGUUGCGAGCCGAGGGAAAGGCGUGCACCGCACGUGCUCGCUCCUCGCGCGCGUGGGCGCACGUCACACGUACACACACAUACACACACACACACACACACACACAUAUACACGCAUACGUACAUCGAGAAUCGACAUCGAUCUCUCCGGCGGAAGAUUUUGUCGAUGGGAUUUCGCCAAUGUUGCAUCAUUGUCAAACAGUACGAAGCCAAUGUUUCAACAUCAUUCACGGAGAUGGGACAUCCUUUCUCAGAGGACCGGCGCCCUCCGCCGCUCGUGAGAAAUUCAUCGGUGGUUUUGAUCAUGUUGAUUAAGUUUUUUUCUCUUUUUUUUCCUCUUUAUUUUAGAUAUCUAUUGCUUACUUUACCGCAGAGGUCACGCGACGGGGAGCGCGCACGAUCGGAGGGAUCGCUCUGUCACGGCGGAUCCCUCGCGCACGGGCCAGGCGGAUCGGAACGUGACCGAGAAACAGUAUAGACGCACAGCUUGCUGAAAUGACAAUUCGUUCUUUCCUUCGUGUAUCGCGUGUCGCACGUCGUUCUUUAGCCUUUUCGCAACGGCGAGUUGAUGGAUGCGCGGUGGAGGCGAAACGCUACUCUCGUCCACGAGAGUACGAACUUCCAACGCUUGCGAGUUUAAACACGACAGUUCCAUCGCGUCGAUGUAAUGUACAAGUAAUUAUAAAUCGACGAGUAAGAAAUUACUGAAAUUUAUUUAGGGAUUUGACGAGCCGGCGAAAUUGUCUCUGUUCACGUGGGAAGAGAUUCCCAGCAAGCAACGACGGUGGCUUCUCGUAGCGAAGGGGUUAACGCGCGACCGACAAUUGAUUAAAUUUAGUGGGAAAACGUCUUGAUUUUUAUGCCCUUUUGGAUGUGGCACGCGCCAUGCAAAGAUCCUACAUCAUUGUGUGUGUUUUAGACGUUACCACUGCCCUCAGUGGUAUCGAGUAAAUUGUCAGCAUUCGAGGACUCCCACUCGCGGUAUAGACCGGAAAGUCGUUCUAUACAUUUUUUGUUUUUUUUUUAUGAAAUUCGGAUCGCCCUUCUAUUGCUUCCGAAUUCUAUAGCCUGUCUGUACUGGCUUCUGGCGGUAAUAUAAAUUCGUUAUAUUGCAAUAGAUUAAGUGAUAAUUAAGUGAUAAUGUAACUUGCAUUAUACAACACUAAAUUAUUUUAUUUCUCUUGUCUGACCAACACCGCACCGCUAAUAUUAUAGCAGAUUGUAAUAACGAAAUUUCUUGUGAGAUCUUAUGGAGAAAAUAAAUUUGGUUUGAAAGCAA
Vollenhovia emeryi is the source of this 5964-nucleotide messenger RNA. It is a transcript of the gene Upf1, whose product is annotated as regulator of nonsense transcripts 1. Gene Ontology annotation, cellular component: cytoplasm. The record is from RefSeq and is a predicted model, not a curated record. Gene Ontology annotation, biological process: nuclear-transcribed mRNA catabolic process, nonsense-mediated decay. Gene Ontology annotation, molecular function: ATP binding; zinc ion binding; DNA binding. The transcript is spliced from 5 exons. NCBI's taxonomy places the organism in Eukaryota, Metazoa, Arthropoda, Insecta, Hymenoptera, Formicidae. Bases 570 to 3932 code for a protein of 1120 amino acids.